Molecule: messenger RNA, 4770 nt
Organism: Anolis sagrei ordinatus
Lineage: Eukaryota; Metazoa; Chordata; Lepidosauria; Squamata; Anolidae
Product: tumor necrosis factor receptor superfamily member 10A-like
Biological process (GO): extrinsic apoptotic signaling pathway in absence of ligand; motor neuron apoptotic process; necroptotic signaling pathway
Cellular component (GO): membrane raft; external side of plasma membrane; CD95 death-inducing signaling complex
Molecular function (GO): tumor necrosis factor receptor activity; protein binding
Source: RefSeq, a predicted model, not a curated record
AUGGGGACCCGGCUGCAGUCCCUCCUCCUCCUCCUCCUCCUCCUAGCUUUGUGCCUCCAGCGCGAAGUCUCCGGUGUUGCUAUCGUACGGAGCCCAGAGGACUCUCCUCCUGCCGCCUUGGGAGAGGCUGAGGAGUCAAGCGAGUUCUACCUGCAUGAAGGACAGCGAUGCAAGAAAUGUCCUCCAGGUUCUCGAGUCGACCAACAUUGCACUUCGGAUAACAAAACGACUUGCCAUCCCUGUAAUACGGAUACAUUUAGCAAACACUCGAAUCCACUGUCAAAGUGCUUUUCUUGUAAAACCUGCAGACGUUUAGAUGAGGUGGAGCUCCAGCCGUGCACCACAACCAGCGACACGGAAUGCGCCUGUAAAAACGGCACCUUCUGCUUGCCCAGCUUUCCGUGUGAAACAUGCCAUAAGUGUACACCCAGAUGCCCCGAAGGAGAACAGGUGGUGCAGCCUUGCACCCCUACAAGCGACAUAGAGUGUGCACCCUAUACCACCUCUCCACCUCCUCCAACAGGACGUUCCCAUGAAGUUGCUAUGUGGACUUUGAUUGGUCUUCUUCUUCUUCUAUUGCUGUUCGUGGUGCCAGGAAUGUGCUGGAAGUUUGGUUGCUGUAACGGAGCCAAGGCGAGGGGAGUUACGGCAGUCUUGUGGCGCUCCAAGACUCUGCAGUGUCUCCAGAGGAAUUGCAGCCAAGGGCGCCACGAAGAGGGGGACAACCUGCGGAACAUGCGCCGCGAAUCCCGCCCUCCUUUGCAGAGCUGUGCCCCUCCCUCUCCAAAACCGCUUGAGAUGACCCCUCUGCAGGCGGCCGCCCCCCCAGGAGAGGAAUCCCACGGAUGUGCAGCAGAGAGGAAGAGGCAUCUCCUUCCUGUCAAGGGCAAAGACCCUCUAGAGGCCCUGCGGGAGUCUUUUUACACCUUCAUCAACGAGGUCCCUCCGGAAUAUUGGUUCAGGUACGUGAGAGCCCUCGGCCUAAGCGAAUUCGACAUUUGUGCCGCCGAGCAGAACAAUAAGGGUUUGUACGAGAGGCGCUUCCAGAUGCUCCGGACCUGGCUGGACAGAAGAGGAAAGGAGGCGUCUUUGGAGACGUUGCUGGAGACGCUGUGCGGCAUUGAGCUCAGAGGCGUCGAGGACACCGUGCGAGAGCGCCUCGUCAGCCAGAAGAUCUAUGUCUUUGAGGAAGAUCUAUGUCUUUGAGGAUGCCGCUCUUCCCUGACUGAGCAGGACGCACAGUUUGCCUGCAAGCCAGCCGACUCCUGCCGCUUCUCCAAGGAGGCGGGAGCGGGGAGCGUUCCUUUAUUGCCUUCCAAAACCAGGUGCCAUUUCCAGUUGAGGCUGCAUUUGGCAGACCUCUCCAACGGCCCCACUUCCUCGCGUGUUUUUAGUCGCAAGUGCAUAGAAAUGGCAAGCGAAGUAGGAUCGUUUUGGCGAACUUCACACCAUCUGGACGUUGAUCGGAUCCAGAUCACAGCACCAUUGUGCGGGCGAUGUGAAUCAGAUAAUGCUUCUACAAGGCUUGAUCUACUCACAUUGAUAUGCUUUCAAACUGCUAGAUUAGCAGAAGCUGGGGCUAACAGUGGGAGCUCACCCCACUCCCCGGAUUUGAACUGCCGACCUUUCGGUCAGCAAGUUCAGCAGCUCAGCGGUUUAACCCAUUGCACUAUGUAAAUCAGAUGAUGCUUCUACAAGGCUUGCGUGAAAACCAUCUCCUUCGAGCUGGAUGCUCGGACAGACGUUCUGCUGAACCCUGAGCCCUUUUUCGGGAAACGUUGCUAAUAUAUAUAUUUUAAGUUUUUGGUGCCUGAAUAGGGUGCCGCAUCCCUUUUGUAAAUACUCUUUGGUUUCCAUUUUUGUUUUGCCUUUGAGGAAUGUAAACUAUUUGCCUUGAAACCCUUCUCAGGAGAUGUUUUCAGAAAUCAGGACUUUGUUUGUAUUUGGAGAAUUUUUAGUGUUUUCAAGCAAAAGCAAUUGGAGGAUUUGCAAAAAAAAAAAAGGCGUUCUUGUUUCAUGGUUAUGUUAUAAAAGUCUUUUUUUUAAAAAAAAUAGAUUUUUAUUGGGUUUUGAUUUUAAAAAAAAAGAGUAAACAUCGAAAGUGGGGGGACAAUUUCCAAAUAGGAAAGUUUAGAAGGAGCGAAGUAGGAAGGAAAGAGGUAAAAGAGGAAGGAGGAAAAAGGGGAAAAAAGAAGAGAAAGGGAAAAAAUGCUAUUUGACUUCCUUCUAUUCUUCGGUGGUUGUGGAAAAAUAAAACUUGUUCAAGAUAACUUUAAAAAUCUAUUACUUCCCCGUAUUUACGUUGCUCUCUCGUGACUAUCAUGUUUCGAAUUGUCAAAACUAUGUUGAAAUGUUUGAAAUAGUCUUUAAUCAGUUUCCAAGUGGUUUUUUUUUUUUUGGGAGACCUAAAUUCAGAGUAUGUUAUAAAAGUCUUGACUAGGCGAAGGGGAAAAUAUUUGUCUGUGUUCAUGGGCUGUUCAGCCGUAACGUGCUGCCCGUGAGAGUCAGGCAGUGAUAAGAGGAUUCAAAAUGAUUUGAAAUUAGAUUAAACAUUGCCAAGAUAUUUAUUGCUGUGUUGUGUCCGGCAAGCCAACACGUUGUUCAGUGUUCCCUCGCUACUUCGCGGUUCGCUUUUUGCGGACUCGCUCUUUUGCGGGUUUUUGCUUUCCGGUUUAUGAAUAGUUGCCGUUGCCCAGAGCGGCGUUCUAAUCCCGCCUCCUGGCAACGAUGGAGUGUGGAAAGGGGUUUGCUUUGCAACCUCAAGAGAUACCUAGCCCCAAAAAAGAGUUUGCGGUGCCUUUACAUCUCUUCCCCCUUCAGCCUCGCCCUCAGAACCAAUCUCCACCUAGAGCAUCCCUACUUCGUGGAUUUUCACUUUUCGCGGGUGGUCCUGCGAUAAGAGAGGGAACACGGUAGUGCUUUGAGCAUGGGACGAUGACUCUGGGAAUCAAGGUUGCUCAUUUAAGGAAACCCAUUGGGUGAUUUUGGGCAAGCCACACUCUCUCAGCCUCAGAAAGGGGCAGGAGCAAACUCACUUUGAACAAAGUUUGCCAUGAUUGGUUCGCUUUAGCAUUGCCAUAAUCCAGUGGUUCUCAGCCUGUGGGUCCCCAGAUGCUUUGGCCUUCAACUCCCAUAAAUCCUAACAGCUGGUAAACUGGGUUGCUGUGAGCUUUCUGGGCUCUGUGGCCAUGUUCCAAAAGCAUUCUCUCCUGACAUUUCGCCCACAUCUAUGGCAGGCAUCCUCAUAGGUUGUGAGGUCUGUUGGAAACUAGGAAAAUUGGAUUUAUAUAUCUGUGGAAUGAUGCCCAGGGUGGGAGGAAGAACUCUUGUCUUCUUGGGGUAAGUAUGAAUGUUGCAGUUGGCUAGCUUAAUUAGCAUUGAAUAGCCUUGCAACUUGAAAGUCUGGCUGCUUCCUCCCUGGAGACAUCCUUUGUUAGGAGGUGUUAGCUGGCCCUGAUUGCUUCUUCUCUGGAAUACUGAGCUGUUCGCUGGUAAACAAAGCCCCCGCUGGUGCAGUGGGUUAAAACUGUAAGCCACUGAACUUGCUGACUGAAAGGUCAGCGAUUCAAAUCCGAAGAGCGGGAUGAGCUCCCACUGUCAGCCCCAGCUUCUGCCAACCUAGCAGUUCAAAAAUGCAAGUGUGAGUAGAUCAAUAGGUACCACUCCGGUGGGAAGGUAACGGGCUUCAUGCAGUCAUGCUGGCCACAUGACUAUGGACGAUGCCGGCUCUUCAGCUUAGAAUUGGAGAUGAUCAUCAGCCCCCAAAGUUGGGCACGAUUGGACUUAAUGUCAGGGGAAAACCUUUACCUUUUCCUAGCUGGCAAACUUGCUGGGAUUUCUGGGAAUUGUAGGCCAAAAUACCUGGGAACUCAGAGGUUGAGAACCACUGUCAUAAUCAGAAGUCACUUGAAGGUGUACAGCAGCAUCAGAAAAAAAAUGUAUGAUAUUAAUUAAGCCUUGCUUAAGUUAAAACCAGUCAGAGUGAACCUACAUACAGUAAAUAAAGAGCAACACUAAAAAAACCCAGGGGAAUUCCAGACAAGAAUCAAUCAGGACCAGCUAACCCCUCCCAACAAAGGCAUUCAGCCUUAGCCUCAUGCUUCCAGUUGUGUUUCUGCAACUGAAGGAGUAGGAAGGACAUGGUUUUGUGUUUUCUUGUAAUGGAGGGCGUUCAGGGGAAUGGAGUGCUUCCCUUCUGCCGUCCUUUCUCCGGGUUCCUCGGGUGCCACUUAGACCAAGUAUUCAUGUUCGCAGCAGUGAUAGUUCUCAAGGGUGGCUGGGCAUCUCUCUUGGACGUGCAAUUGAGAAGACAUCCAAAGAGAUCUCCCUGCUCUUGGUUUACUACGAAACAUUGUUUUUAUGUUACCCAGCACACAUGUGCAAAAUGUACGCAUGGCAUUACUUUAUUAAGCGCAGUAUUUUUGAAAGACAUUUUCAUUUAACUCACGGAUGUCACAAGGAAGGAGGAGCAGGCGUUGUUUCCUGUUGCCCUGGAAACUGAGACUCCACAGAGCAGUGGGUUCAAAUGACAGGAAAGGGGCAUUCAGAAGAACUUCCUGACUGUAAGAAGAGCUGUUCAGCAGUGGAACUCUCUGCCUCGGAGUGUGGUGGAGGCUCCUUCUUUGAGGCUUCUAAACAGAGGCUGGGUGGCCAUCUGCCAGGGGUGCUUUGAUGGUGCUUUUCCUGCCUGGCAGAAGGGGGUUGGACUGGAUGGCCGUUAGAGGUCCCUUCCAACGAUAUUGUUCUAUUAUUCUGUGAUUCGAAGACACU